UAACCGACGGUUAAAGUUAGCAGGGUGGCCAACAGACAUUCAUAUUCUCUCGUAACCUCUUAUAUAUUGUCAAUUUUACGGAGCUUUGUCUAUCUGAAAUUUCAUCAGUGAGUGAGAAUACAAAAUGAAUGAUAUUAUAAAUUACAUAUUUUUUGACGAAUUUGCUGGUUACAAUUUAGAAAAACGUCGAAGACCACGUAAAAUCAAACCACGUAUAAAUUAUUUAGAAUUGUUUGACGAUGUAGAUUUCAGGUCAAGGUUUAGAAUAUCAAAAAAUCAUUUUAUGAUAUUAUUUGAAAAAAUAGAAGAUGAAAUACGACCAAAAACUGAUUGUAAUGAUGCUAUUCCACCUAUUACACAAUUGUUAGUUGCAUUACGAUUCUAUGCAACAGGAUCCUUUUUGCAAACUAUUGGAGAUUUCUGUGGAAUUAGUAUAUCAAGUGCUCAGAGAAUUGUUCACCGUAUAUCCAAUGCUAUUGCUGCAUUAAGAAAUGAGUUUAUAAAACUUCCAAUAUUACCUGAAGAAAUUCGUCGAAAUGAGAAGGAAUUUUACCAAACUGCCAAAUUUAUUCGUAUUAUUGGCUGUAUGGAUAUAAAGAUUUUAUAA
Molecule: messenger RNA, 607 nt
Organism: Mycetomoellerius zeteki
Lineage: Eukaryota; Metazoa; Arthropoda; Insecta; Hymenoptera; Formicidae
Product: putative nuclease HARBI1
Exons: 2
Coding region: 125-607 (160 amino acids)
Source: RefSeq, a predicted model, not a curated record